AGGCAAUACUUCUGGGGUUCCAGGCAAUAUGCCUAGGUUUCUAAACAUUUAGUUGUUAGUUGGUGUGCACCAUCUAAUCCUUUAGUACUUACAUCACAGUGGUCUGAGUAUGACACCGUACAGUGUCCCUGCUCUUGUGUGCCUGCUGUACUGUACUGCAACAGUGUCCAGUGCUCCUCAGAUGUUUAUUUGGAAUUGUCCCGAGUGCCCGUACUCUACUAAAGUAACCAACGCAGUUAUUGAUUUCUCUUCAAGUUCUGGGGCAACAGGAGCUCUCAAGGUUUCCCACAUUCAAGCUGAGGACGGGCAGAGUAGUUUAGAGAUCCGAGGCCCUAUGGAGGGGUUGGACUCCAGCAGGACAGAGUUUAGAGUACACGAGGACGGAGAUUGCUCAGGGUUGGGAGAAAUUCUCUACUCUGAAACCUGCAACAACUGCCAAACCUUCAUCUCCAUUAAAGUUCUCCAGUCUAAAAAACUGCUAACCUUGGGACAGGAGAAUGAUGUAAUGGGUCGACCGGUCUCUAUCUACGAUACAAGGAA
Eurytemora carolleeae is the source of this 540-nucleotide messenger RNA. RefSeq lists its product as uncharacterized. The record is from RefSeq and is a predicted model, not a curated record. Gene Ontology annotation, biological process: superoxide metabolic process. Lineage: Eukaryota; Metazoa; Arthropoda; Copepoda; Calanoida; Temoridae. Gene Ontology annotation, molecular function: metal ion binding.